Molecule: messenger RNA, 1825 nt
Organism: Myotis daubentonii (Daubenton's bat)
Lineage: Eukaryota; Metazoa; Chordata; Mammalia; Chiroptera; Vespertilionidae
Gene: PTP4A1
Product: protein tyrosine phosphatase 4A1
Biological process (GO): protein dephosphorylation
Source: RefSeq, a predicted model, not a curated record
CAUAACUUUAUUGAGUGUUUUUUAACUAAAUUAUCAUGGCUCGAAUGAACCGCCCAGCUCCUGUGGAAGUCACAUACAAGAACAUGAGAUUUCUUAUUACACACAAUCCAACCAAUGCGACCUUAAACAAAUUCAUAGAGGAACUUAAGAAGUAUGGCGUUACCACAAUAGUAAGAGUAUGUGAAGCAACUUAUGACACUACUCUGGUGGAGAAAGAAGGCAUCCAAGUUCUUGAUUGGCCUUUCGAUGAUGGUGCACCACCGUCCAACCAGAUUGUUGAUGAUUGGUUAAGUCUUGUAAAAAUUAAGUUUCGUGAAGAACCUGGUUGUUGUAUUGCUGUACAUUGUGUUGCAGGCCUUGGAAGAGCUCCGGUGCUUGUUGCCCUAGCAUUAAUCGAAGGUGGAAUGAAAUAUGAAGAUGCAGUACAGUUCAUAAGACAAAAGCGGCGUGGAGCUUUUAACAGCAAGCAACUUCUAUAUUUGGAGAAGUAUCGUCCUAAAAUGCGGCUGCGCUUCAAAGAGUCCAGUGGUCAUAGAAACAACUGUUGCAUUCAAUAAAACGGGUGCCUGAUGCCAUUGCCUUGAAAGUGGAACUUGAGAUAGGACCUAAUUUGUCAUAUGUAUUAGCCAACAUGUUGGCUUGGUGAAUAAGUCUAAUGAAGCUUCCAAAAGAGGGUUGAAAAUCAGUUUUACCAGGCCCCAAGCUUGAUGGAAUUGCAACCUCUGUGUUUGGUUUAUGAUCAACCUAUUUUGACACAGCAAAAGAUUCUUACUGUUCAGCAUUUAAAAUCUGCUUAUCAUUUGUACCAAUUUACUUUUCCUGAAAUCAUGCAGUAUUGAGUUAUGUCUUUAAAUCUAUUCCCAUGUCAGAAUCUCACUGAAAUAUAAAAGAUUUAGAAAGAUUAGGUGCCAAAAUACCCAGCACAAUACUUGUAUAUUUUAGUUUCAUACAGAACUAAAAUCCCAGGAACUAUGAACACUCUGGACCUUAUGUGGUUUAUCCCUUCAGUCAUUUCAAACAUAGAAAGUAGGGUCUAUAUGGUUAUUUGCCUGCUCACUUUAUGUUUACAUCUCCCACAUUCAUACAAGUAUACAUCAGGUUUGCUCAACUUUUUUGAUUUUUAUACAAAGUCUGUUAUUAUUUAAUGUCUUUCUAUAAAUCUCAUUUUGUGCUGUUAUGGAAAGCCUCCAUUUUGAAAAUCUGCAUUGUAUAGAAGCACAUGUCUUUAAUGUCUCCAGACAAAAAGCCUUACAGUUAAUUUUAACGUUUGCACUUAAUGUGCAACCUAUAGGGAGGGCCUGAGAAAAGAAUGAGAGGGGGCUAUUAAGUAUUUUUAGUAAAAUGUUGCCUUUGUCUUGUGUGGAACAUGUAGAAUAUGCUCUUUGGUAAAUAUUUUUUUAAAGGUAGACAUGCUUUAUUGUAGCUAAAACGAUUCUUAAUCAUAAAAAUUCUGAAUUCUUGUAUUUUUUUCAUACAUUCUGAAGUUUACCAACUUAUUUUUGUUUGAAGUGUGAUUUUUUUUUCCUUCCAACCCUCUUGCAAAAAAAAAAAAGAAGUGGGUUUCUGCUAAUGAAUUGAGCAGACAUCUAAUAUUUUAUAUGCCUUUUGAGCUGUGUAACUUAAUAUUUGGAUACUUGAUUAUUUGUUUUAUUAUGUAAUUGAUAAAAUGGUGAUAUGUAUUGAUGUUAGUUCAACCAUAUAUUUAUACUGUUUGGGAAUGUGUGGUUAUAGUUCUGUGGGAGAAAUAAUUUGUCAGUGUUCACCAGCUUGUAAAAAUUCAGUGCGAGAGCUUAAACAUCUAAUAAAUGAGAUGCAUUUAUCAUCA